AUGAGGACCAAUCCUCACACUUGUGACCAUUGCAGCGUCCGUCGCUUCACCGGGAUUCAGGCAUUUGACAAUCGUCAGAGGGUGGCUGCGACUCACUUUGGCUUCUGCCCGAACCUAUUGGAGCACACCGUAUCGGCCGAGAAUCUCAGUUACCGCCUGCAGAGGAAUUCAGGCGGCAAUCUCACCUGGCAUGAUGGGCGAAGCCAGAGGACAGCCGGAGGGAGACCCGUCAAGCUCCUUCAGCAGCCAGGGACCGAGAACUCCCAGAGCCGGACUUAUGAGCACUAUGGAAUCUACCACACCAGUCCUACCUUAGGGAGCCUGACCAAGCCGGUGGUGCUAUGGACCCAGCAGGAUGUGUGCAAGUGGCUGAAGAAGCAUUGCCCGCACAAUUAUCUCAUCUACGUGGAGGCCUUCUCACACCACGCCAUCACAGGCCGUGCUCUCUUGCGGUUGAACGGGGAGAAGCUGCAGCGCAUGGGGAUUAUCCAGGAGUCUCAACGGCAGGAAGUCCUCCAACAGGUGCUGCAGCUUCAGGUCCGGGAGGAAGUCCGCAACUUACAGCUUCUCAGUCAAGAGACCAGCUCUCCUCUGGUUGAGAAAUCCCGACCGGCCAACGCGCCAGCCUCAGGACUAAUCAAGUACAGCCUGGCGACUCCGUCCAAUUGCAACAGGACAUUUUCCCCUUGAGCAAAUGUUGGCUUCUCGCGACCAAACAUUGGGCCAAGCAAACCCAAGUUUUGCAAAAGGGCCCCACGACUCACGGACGUCACUCCGAUCUCUGAGCUGGGCAGAGAAUUGCUUUCCCAGAGCGAUCAAGGAGUGGAUCCCGACGGACAGAGAGACUUGAGACACACACCCCCCCCAAGCGGAGGGGCCCUGAUUUCGAAAACAGUUUUUAACGACGGACGAGUGCCAUCAAAGUGAGCCAGUUCCAGCCCGGAACUCCUUCUCCAGUUGGAGUAAAAUCGCCUCCGAGGUCCGGAGCUGUUUCAAAACGCCCAAGUUUGCAAACGUUGCGAAAAGGUGCUCAUUCUGGACCGCGAUACUCCACCCCUCCUUAUUACGGAGGAUCAUAAGAGUGAU
This is a messenger RNA of Thamnophis elegans (Western terrestrial garter snake), 1086 nucleotides long. RefSeq names its product sterile alpha motif domain containing 10 (gene SAMD10). The transcript has 5 exons. The record is from RefSeq and is a predicted model, not a curated record. Gene Ontology annotation, biological process: cell surface receptor protein tyrosine kinase signaling pathway. Gene Ontology annotation, molecular function: protein binding. Bases 1 to 690 code for a protein of 229 amino acids. Gene Ontology annotation, cellular component: cytoplasmic side of plasma membrane. NCBI's taxonomy places the organism in Eukaryota, Metazoa, Chordata, Lepidosauria, Squamata, Natricidae.